UUGGUUUCAACAGUACUCGGGGUUCAUAUGUAACCAUUGGUUUGGAACACUUCGAAGACUAGGUUUGGUCAGAUCUUCUAUCUUCCAAUUUCCCGUCAUAACUUAAUAACUUACAGAAUGACUGCUAGAUUGACAGUACCCUAUCUAUUCUGCAAGUAUAUUAGAAAGACCUUUAUCCUAUCUUACGAAUUUUAUGGUAAUUGUCAAGAAAGAGGCUGCAAGGGUGCGCUAGCAUUCUUCUAGUCUAAUAUAAAGGUUAGGGGACUCUAUCAUGAUCUUAUGAAGCUACAUCUUUACUAAGCAAGACUCUAUCCAGAUCUAAAGAAUCUGCCACAGAUCCUUCUUCUAAGUAGGAGAGUAAGCAAGUAACCGGAAACAAAGCUUUCGGCUGCCCCUUUAGAUUUCAAAUUCCUUUUCUUAGGGAAGAUUACAGGAGUGGUUCACUCGGCAUCAUUCUUGCAUGAUUAGAAGAAGCUCAUUCAUUCUCCAGCAUAUCACUUUGUUUGUGCAGCGCAUACAAUCUCCGCUUUCCUACCAGGCCUAGCUUCUGUCCCUAUUGAUCUUGAGGUCAAAACCUUAGCAAUCAAUUUCUCUAUCCUGUAAUUAUGCCAGUGAAGGUUCCAAAAAAGGGAGAAGAUUAUUAGUUAAGGGAAACGAGCCAUGAUCAUGAUCGUGAAGUGGAAAGAACGUGCUGACCAAAUCAAAUGGCAACCGCUUCCUUCCUUUGGAAAGGUUGCUGAAGCUAAGUGCAUGUAUCAUGCAAUCCAAAAAAACCACUUCACAUUUGAUACAAGUUGGGAAAUUUGCGCCAAAGUUAUAAGUCGAAUGAAACUAGAACACAAGGCAAGAAACCCACACCACCAGCGAAUCCAUAUUCGACUCCAGCAACUGAAGGUGAGGUGUCGGAACCCAACAACAAUAUAUUUGGACCAACAACGGAGUAGUACAUCAACACGACCAAUUGGUACUAAGGCUGCGAAAGAUAAGUUGAAGAAACAAGCAAGUCACGAUGUUAGGUUUGAUGAAAUGGUAGUCAACUAGUCUAAAAUUGUUGAAGUAUUGUCAACUAUGUCCUCUAGAAGUGUUGAUCGAGAUGAACAAAAGGCGAUAGAAUAUAAACAAAAGGCAAUAGAACGUCGAAGAAAGGCAGAAAACAUGGAGGAACAACUGAAAAUAUUAUCUAUGAUGAAUGAAAGAGAACAAUGAAAUGAGGAACAUAAAAUAAUGUCAAUGGAUAUGACCAAUUUAAAUCCUAUGCAAAUGUCUUACUAUGAAGAGCUUCAAAUCUUAUUUCAAUCAACAAAUAGAUUUGCUUGAUUGUUUUAUGAAGACCGCUUUUUUUAGCCCAAUUAGUUUCACAUCAGUUUUCAUAUUUGUUUGUUUAAUGUAUUAUUGUUUUAGUAAUUGAAUGUUCUGA
This is a messenger RNA of Camellia sinensis, 1417 nucleotides long. The record is from RefSeq and is a predicted model, not a curated record. NCBI's taxonomy places the organism in Eukaryota, Viridiplantae, Streptophyta, Magnoliopsida, Ericales, Theaceae.